CACCACUCGGGUACUUGGCUCUCACGGCACUCUUUCUUUACUUUUGCGAGUUCCCUCCCUGGCUCUUCGUUACUGUUCCGAUCUCCAUUUCCGGCGAUGGCGAAGCAGCAAGUCCUGGCGUUCGCCGCAUGGGCCUUGGCGGCGGCGGCGAUGGUCGUCUUCCUCCCAGCGGCGGUGAGCGGCGCCCGCGACGUGAAGUUGGCGGCCAACACAGGGUUCGUCGUCGAGGGCCGCGUCUUCUGCGACACUUGCCGGGCCGGCUUCGAGACCCCCAAGACCACCUACAUCGCUGGUGCAAAAGUGAGAGUAGAAUGCCGAUCUAGAAUGACCGGUGCAAAGAUAUGCAGCUUUGACGGCAUGACCGAUCACACUGGCACCUACAAUAUCCUUGUUGCAGAUGAGCAUGAACAUGAGAACUGUGAGUCUGUGCUUGUCAGCAGUCCAGUGAAGGGCUGUGAUAGGAUCCUUGAAGGCCGGGAGAGGGCUUCUGUGUCCCUCACCCACAACAAUGGCAUCACAUCGGACAAAAGAUUUGCAAACUCCCUGGGCUUCCAAAAGAACAUCCCCGUGGCAGGCUGUGCUCAACUGCUCGAGAUGUAUCGGCAAUACGAAAAUGAAGUUUAAUGAGAACAAAAGAGAGAAAAAAAGAAGAAGGGGGGGUCUCCAUUGUAUGUAGUUGGCAAUGUGUCCGGUGCUUUCUUUGUUGUUGCUAUUGCUCGGGUACCUUAUCUGGUUUGUUUGUUUGACAAUUGGUUAAUCUUCUAUCUAGUCCACUUUCUUGUGGAUAAUAUUUGUCGUUGCAUUUGCUGUUGUCUGACUACUUUAAUGGAGCGGUGGAUUGAUCCUGUUGUGGUUGGCACCAGCCAGGG
This is a messenger RNA of Elaeis guineensis (African oil palm), 869 nucleotides long. RefSeq names its product pollen-specific protein C13. Lineage: Eukaryota; Viridiplantae; Streptophyta; Magnoliopsida; Arecales; Arecaceae. The record is from RefSeq and is a predicted model, not a curated record.